UAACAGAACUGCAAAGUUUUGCAAUUAGUAGAUGAGGUCGUGAGCAAUGGCUGAUAAUGUAACGACACAAAUCACACAUAGCAAAUGUUGCAGUCCUACUGGGGACCUAGGAGCUACAUUUACUAUUUUGCAUUUUAACGAUGUUUACGAAAUAGAAGCAGGACCAGAUGAACCAGUCGGUGGAGCUGCAAGGUUUGCAACAGCACUAAAGGAAUUUCAACAUUUGAACCCAUUUAUUGCUUUUAGUGGUGACUGUUUGAGUCCAUCACUUUUAAGCACAAUUACAAAGGGAAGACAUAUGGUAGAUAUUCUCAAUGAGCUGGAAAUUAAUUGUGCUGUGUAUGGGAACCAUGAGUUUGAUUUUGGCGUUGAUAUGCUCGAGGAAUUGAGGACACAAAUGAACUUCCCCUGGUUUCUCAGCAACGUCUAUGAUAAAUUUACUUUGCAGACUUUGGGUCACGGUAUCGAAAGUCGCAUCAUUGAAUGGAAUGGGUUCCGAAUGGGCCUCAUGGGGCUUGUCGAGGAAGAGUGGUUGGACACUCUGGGAACCGUGGACAAAGCCAACAUUGAUUACAUUGACUAUGUCGUGGUAGCCGACCGUCUUUCUAAGGAGCUUAGAGAGAGCGGUGCUGAGCUGAUCAUUGCUCUCACACACAUGAGAUGGUCCCACGAUAUUCGGCUGGCCAUGGAGGCGAAAUCGUUAGACCUCAUACUUGGAGGCCAUGAUCAUGAAUAUGGGGCUCGUGAAGUGAACGGCAUCUGGAUAGUGAAGAGUGGAUCUGAAUUCAGACAUCUGUCAAGGAUUGACAUCAGGAGGAAGGCUCACAUGACUUACGAGUACAGUGUGGAGAGAAAAGACAUAUUAAAGGACAUAGAUGAAGAUCAAGUGAUCAAAACCAUUGUGGAUAAAUAUAAUAAUAACAUCCAGUACAUGAUUGGGGAGGUGCUGUGCCACACUAAAGUGGACUUAGAUGGCCGCUGUGCAACAGUUCGACAGAGAGAAUGCAGCCUGGGCAACCUGAUCACCAAUGCCAUGCUGGAGGCCACCCUUGCAGACGUGGCAUUGUUGAAUUCAGGUAGUCUGCGCUCAGAUCGCCUGCACCCUGCAGGUGAACUCACCAUGCGUGACCUGCUACAGAUCCUGCCCAUGAGAGAUCUGGUGAUGGUGGUGGAAGCCACUGGGCAGCAGCUUUAUAAGAGCCUGGACAAUGCAGUCAGCAGAUACCCUGCACUGGAUGGAAGGUUUCUGCAAGUUGCUGGAAUACAGUUUGGCUUUGAUCCCAGUCUACAGCCUGGAUGCAGGGUCAUUGCUGAAAGUAUAAGGAUACAAGGCAACAGUCUAGAACCAGACAAAACAUAUCUAGUGGCGAUGAAGGAAUAUCUAACAAAGGGGAAAGAUGGGUAUUCCAUGUUUACUGACUGUCCACAGAAGUAUGACGUAGAAUCCGCACAGGUCCUCUCCACAAUCGUCAUCAAUCAUUUUGAGUCUGGGAACAUCGUUCAAGGCCUCAAAACCUGCAUAUCUGGCCAUCGCAUGGGUCUUAUCAGAAGCACCAGUAGCCCCUCAGUCACAGCCAUUGAGCGAGGUGCUGACGUGCCCGUGGCUCUGGUGCCUGCAGUGGAGGGGAGGAUAGUUCAUGUGUACACUGAGAGCCAGUUAGAGUAA
This is a messenger RNA of Clupea harengus (Atlantic herring), 1666 nucleotides long. Its product is annotated as 5'-nucleotidase-like. Gene Ontology annotation, biological process: nucleotide catabolic process. The record is from RefSeq and is a predicted model, not a curated record. Lineage: Eukaryota; Metazoa; Chordata; Actinopteri; Clupeiformes; Clupeidae. Gene Ontology annotation, molecular function: hydrolase activity.